Messenger RNA from Pecten maximus, 1156 nucleotides. Its product is annotated as neuroguidin-like. The coding region runs from base 184 to 1107 and encodes 307 amino acids. Lineage: Eukaryota; Metazoa; Mollusca; Bivalvia; Pectinida; Pectinidae. Gene Ontology annotation, cellular component: small-subunit processome; nucleolus. The record is from RefSeq and is a predicted model, not a curated record. The transcript is spliced from 13 exons. Gene Ontology annotation, biological process: maturation of SSU-rRNA from tricistronic rRNA transcript (SSU-rRNA, 5.8S rRNA, LSU-rRNA).
CCUUAUCAUAUCCGGAAACGGUGUGAUUUCAUUUCCGGCAUUUCCGCUUUAAAUAAAAACACGUGUGAAAAGCAGGGAACAGGGGAACAUCGAACAGAUAUUUGAAAUCGUUGAAGACAUGAGGGGAUCCCUCUUGAAUACUUGCAUUUAGUGACUACAAACAGGGAGCCAUAUAUUUUCACUAUGGAUGAUAUAGAGAAAGCCAUGGGGUUGCUGACAGACGUGGAUAAGGGGGCCACUGCUGCCUGUCAGCAGAUCCAGUCAAUGUUAGAUAGAGCAGAGAAGGGCGAAAUCAACACUUCAAAGGGGCUGAGUUUCCUGGAGAUGAAAUACCAGAUGCUGUUGAGCUACUUAAUCAACCUGACUUAUGUGAUGUUACAGAAGGCGAGGGGAAAGUCGAUACAGGCUGAUCCAGCCAUCUUCAGGCUCACGGAGAUACGCACGGUGCUAGAAAAGUUACGCCCAAUUGACCAAAAACUAAAAUACCAAAUUGAUAAGCUUAUCAGGACCGCCAUCACUGGGGACACUGGUGCUGCAGACCCACUGAGAUUUAAGGCCAACCCAGACAACCUGAUUAACAAGUUGGAGGGUGAAGAUUCAGACGAGGAGUCUGGCUCCGAUGAAGAGGAAAAGGAAAAGAAACCUCGUGCUUACGUACCACCUAAGCUUGCAGCUGUUCAUUACGAUGGCGAUGAGACUGUUGAGGAGAAAAAACAGCGUCACAUGGAGAAAGCUCAGAGGCGUGCAGCGAGCAGUAGCUUAGUGAGGGAGAUGACAAACCAGUUAACUGAUGCUCCCGAGGAAAUACAGGAAUCUCGUGAUCUGCACAGAUCUAAAGUGGACAAGAGGACAAAGGAAAUUAAGGAAUAUGAAGAACAAUUUUUCACUCGAGUGUCUAUAUCUAAAAAGGAGAGGAAUGAAGCACGGAGAGUGGGCACCAUGUCAUCGCUGAACAGUCUGACACAGUUUGAUGAUAUCAGUGCCAUAAUGGGAGAAGGAGGAGAUUUGACACAUCAGGAUGGUCCCUCACGAAAGAAGCAGAAAAAAGCUGGCAAGGGCAAGAAAGGAAAGAAAGGCGGAUUCAAGAAGAAAAAGCGAAAGUUUUAAAAGAACAAUGACAGUGUUAUUUUAUUUGUUAAUAAACAAGUAUAUUAUA